Messenger RNA from Coffea arabica (coffee), 993 nucleotides. RefSeq names its product thioredoxin X, chloroplastic. Gene Ontology annotation, molecular function: protein-disulfide reductase activity. The record is from RefSeq and is a predicted model, not a curated record. Gene Ontology annotation, cellular component: cytoplasm. NCBI's taxonomy places the organism in Eukaryota, Viridiplantae, Streptophyta, Magnoliopsida, Gentianales, Rubiaceae.
UUGUAAAACCGCCAACACCAUGUCAUAUUCUCUUCAACUAAAAUACGCCCCCACGUAUCCUCGAGCUCUCUCCAAAAUCAGAAGAAGCUGAUUCACAUUUUUUUCAGCCAUGGAAGCUGCGUCGUUUUGCUCCAGUUAUAGACUCCCCUACACUUUCCCUCUCCCUCCAAUCCGUACAGUUGGAAACUUGUGGAAACUACGUCGUUUUGCUUCGUAUUCUUCCUCUUCUUCUAUCAGUGCUAACGGUCAUCUUUCAGCUUCAGUCCGCGGCAGCAGAAGCUGCAGCAAGACGACGUCGUCAUCCUCACUCUCAUCUUCAAUGAGGAUAAUUUGCGGUAAGGUACAGGAGAUUAAAGAGAGUGAGUUCUCCGACGUCGUUUUGAAGUCCAGUACUCCUGUCCUUGUCGAAUUCGUUGCCACGUGGUGCGGCCCCUGCCGUUUGAUCGCUCCCGCCGUCGAAUCUCUUGCUCAGGAGUAUGAUGAAAAACUAAAGGUUGUGAAAAUUGACCAUGAUUCAAAUCCUCGACUUAUUGAAGAAUACAAGGUGUAUGGGUUACCAACAUUGAUUCUCUUCACAAAUGGGAAGGAAGUCCCAGAGAGCAGGAGGGAAGGUGCAAUAACAAAAGUAAAGCUCAAGGAGUAUGUCGACGGCCUUCUGGAGACAGUAUCUGUCUCAUGAUCUUCAGCUGAUUGUUCUUUAAUUUAUGACAUGGCAAGAAAUAUUUGUAAGUAGGGCUAUUUUUGUAGCAAACUAUAUGGGAUCUAACCAAAGGUGAAUUAAUUGUAUAUCCAUGUAUGUAAAAUCAUCCUGUUGCCUUGGCUUGAUGCUGUCAAAUCUUAUGCAUCGUGCUGUGUGUGAAUGAGCUCAAAUUAUAUAGCGGCUCAAAUUAUAUAGCGGUUGGUAAACAGUAACUUCUGUUGGUUCAAAAGGCUACUCAGAUUGAUAUAGUGCCAGUGACUUUCUGCAAUAAGAAUCACUCAUUUUUUGAAUGA